Messenger RNA from Nannospalax galili (Upper Galilee mountains blind mole rat), 1683 nucleotides. It is a transcript of the gene Plekhf1, whose product is annotated as pleckstrin homology and FYVE domain containing 1. The transcript is spliced from 2 exons. The coding region runs from base 144 to 983 and encodes 279 amino acids. NCBI's taxonomy places the organism in Eukaryota, Metazoa, Chordata, Mammalia, Rodentia, Spalacidae. Gene Ontology annotation, molecular function: metal ion binding; phosphatidylinositol binding. The record is from RefSeq and is a predicted model, not a curated record.
GAGAGUGGAACGCGGAGGCGUGGGCAGCGGGAGGCUAGGCUGGCUGGAGAGGACCGCUGCCGCGGCGGGUGGACCCAGUGCGUGGACCCGGCGCGUGGACCGCUGAGCGCACGGUUCCCAGCGGGAGCCUCGCCGCUGAGAAGAUGGUAGACCACUUGGCCAACACAGAGAUCAACAGCCAGCGGAUCGCGGCAGUGGAGAGCUGCUUUGGAGCAUCGGGACAACCGCUGGCCCUGCCAGGCCGGGUGCUGCUAGGUGAGGGGGUGCUGACCAAGGAGUGCCGAAAGAAGGCCAAGCCUCGUAUCUUCUUCCUCUUCAAUGACAUCUUGGUAUAUGGCAGUAUUGUGCUUAGCAAGCGCAAGUACCGUAGCCAACAUAUUAUUCCCCUGGAAGAGGUGACAUUGGAGCCACUCCCUGAGACCCUACAGGCCAAGAACCGCUGGAUGAUCAAGACGGCCAAGAAGUCCUUUGUGGUGUCGGCAGCCUCCACUACAGAGCGCCAGGAGUGGAUCAGCCACAUCGAGGAGUGCGUGCGGAGGCAGCUGCUGGCCACUGGCCGCCAGCCCACCACGGAGCACGCAGCACCCUGGAUCCCCGACAAGGCCACUGACAUUUGCAUGCGCUGCACACAGACACGCUUCUCAGCACUCACACGACGCCACCAUUGCCGAAAAUGUGGCUUUGUGGUCUGCGCUGAGUGCUCCCGAGAGCGCUUCUUGCUGCCCCGUCUCUCACCCAAACCCCUUCGUGUCUGCAGCCUCUGCUACCGUGAGCUGGCUGCCCAGAAGCGAAGAGAGGAGUUGGAGGAGAGGGGCAGAGGCUCCCCGGGGAGGCUGGCCCACCUGGGCGGGGCUGUCUGUGGAGCAUCCAGUGGUGAUGAUGAUGAUUCUGAUGAGGACAGGGAGGGCAGCGGGGAUGGAGACUGGCCCAGCCGGGUGGAGUUCUACACCUCUGGGGUUUCCUGGUCAGCCUUCCACAGCUGACCCUCAUCUGUAGAGCAUCUGCAUCAAACCAGUCUGCUGCCUAGGGCUCCAGGAGGACAGCAGCAGCUGAGGGUCCUGAGCUGUGUGGUGUCAUCGGGACCUCUGGUCAUGGUGGUGGUCACAAGGGCAGGUGGCUGUUCCCGCCCCAUUACCAGUGCCUUUCUGCUGGACAACAGCUUUCUAGUUCCAGUCAGGUAAUAGCCUUUCCAUGUCAUAAGGCCCAGAACAUGCAGGCCUUCAGAACAAAAACCUGCAGCCCUUAGCAUUAGACUAGGCCAGAUGCCCAAGGCGUAGAGGGACCAGGUUGGGUAAGGAGGGAAAAGAAAAAACCAGACCAGAGUGUGGGUACACUUCACUCUGAGGCCUGAGCCUCUGACACCACCCCACCCCUGGAUAAGCACAACCCAUGGAAGACUAUGAAGCCUGCCUACCCGCCAUGUUAAUGCCACUACCAAGCUGCUAGACCCUGCCAGGUUAGCUCCUAGGCUGCACUGUGUGUGCCUUAAAGACCCAGGUCAGCCUGUCAAGUCCUCUGCUCUGUCACCACCCCCCAAGUGUCUGGUGUCGUUUUGUCCUCUCCCAUCUCUCUACAGUCAGCGAAAGCAGUUUUCUCUUAUGAUUAAGUUGCAAGGACAGAAAGCCACUUGGAUUGACUUACUAAUAAAAAGAAAGCACCAAGUUUUUUGCUUGGUAAGUCUAA